GCGGCAUGCGUUUACUGAUGCAACAGCAAACACCAGCGUCGCAACAUCAACAUAGCUUAUACCGCCGGCAUCGCAUCUCGAGCCCAGCCACUUGUUCCCACUUGAGACAACAUAUACUCCAGUAAACAUUUCCCUCAAAGAGGAUAAUCGUGCUUAACAAGCUGUAAUUUUCGAGGUAGGCACUAGGCACUGUUAGGCACUCCUUUUUUCAAUAUCAAAAAUCCUAGCGUGUAAUUCGCCCAAAGAGUCGGAACGCCUGGAAGUGAAUCCUUUUGACAUUUCAUACAACGCACGCAAAGCAAAUUUUUCUCCAUCACCGAACCCUCUUCAUAACACAAAUAUGUGAAUUAUUUUUGACCAAGAUUUUUUUAUAACGGACUGAGAAAAAUGCUUAAUUCCUCGAUCAAUACUUCGUCAUUUCUGGCUACAGGAUGGACGUUAUAUCCCAGCGUCUUUACCAUAUGGUUUAUCAUCAUGUUGACAUUUUCCUUAUUUGGCACCAUUCUCAACCUAUCGCUGAUGCUGCCCAUAAUUGCAUCCCGCAAACUCCGUUGUGGAACGGGAAUUUUAAUUGCACAUCUCCUAUUAAUUAACGCUACAUUAUGCCUCAUCCACAUGUCGAUACUGUCCAUUUCCACGUACGCCGUAGCGCCCUACACUGACCUUUCGCUGUCUUUCUGCCGGCACACUUUAUUCUGGUACUACCUAUCACUGGACGCCGUUAACUGGACUUUCCUGCUGAUCGGGAUCAACCAGUUUGUGGCCAUCUUUUUACCCCAUUCCUAUACAAAAUGGAGCGGGAAUGUCAUUGUCACCGGGGUCAUGGUGACACUGCCAUGGCUGAUUGGUCUAUCGUGUAAACUGCCGAUUUUCAAUGAAAUGGGAUGCAGAUGGCAACCCACCACGCCCUGGGGCACCUGUGGGGUGCGGGUGUAUCCCGGAUCCGUGGUAUAUCCGCUGAUCGUCACCGUGUGUGUCUUCUCGCCGUUGGGGGCGCUGGGCGUGGUGUACGCGGUGAUCUUUGGCGGGGUGGCGCUGCGGUCGGUGUGGAUGCGGCGGCAAAAGAACGGCAUGUCGAGAGGGGCGCAGCGGAUGUUUACACGGCGCUACCGUAAUGUGAAGAUGCUCUUUGUGUCGUAUCUGUGGUACUCGUGCUGUUUGCUGCCGGCACCCAUCGCGUCCAGCCUCUUCCCGAAGGAAUACACGUCAGAGAUGCUGCUGCCGUUGUUUAUGCGGGCGUUGCUGCUGUUUGGAUACGCGACCAUACCGGUUGUCUAUCUGGUGAUGAAUGCUGAGUACCGGGGUCAUGCGAGGAUGUUAUGGUCCUGCUUAAUCGACCAGAGAAAAACCGUCAAGAUAAUCCCGCAUUCCGAGAAACGUUACGCACUCCUCCCGUUUCCCAGUUUUCUCCAUCAGGGAAAGCCGAAACCCUAACCCGUAACGGAUUGUGUGUUUAUCUUACGCUAUUGGACACCGCUGUGCAAGCAUACGAUUGCGCGUAAUGUGAUGGUUGUCAGCAUGUAUUUACACCGUGCGGCUUCGGUUUACAUCCAAUUUGUUGACGUCAUAAGGACAUAAACCCGGUGUUUGGGAUCUUGCUGCGCAAAUGAUGUGAAGCAA
Molecule: messenger RNA, 1620 nt
Organism: Paramacrobiotus metropolitanus
Lineage: Eukaryota; Metazoa; Tardigrada; Eutardigrada; Parachela; Macrobiotidae
Product: rhodopsin-like
Exons: 3
Coding region: 388-1434 (348 amino acids)
Biological process (GO): G protein-coupled receptor signaling pathway
Cellular component (GO): membrane
Molecular function (GO): G protein-coupled receptor activity
Source: RefSeq, a predicted model, not a curated record